UGAAUCGAAUAUGAACACCUGAUUCAUGUGGUUCAUGCGUACCGUGGUGUGUGUGCACGUGGAGUGAUUGGUGCGUAUACAAAUCCAACCCAGCUCCGUGUGCGGCCGUUCAGUGACGUGCCAGCGCUCCAAGUGAUCGGACGUGUCCGCAAGUGUAAUCAUUCCCGUUCCGCCUGUCAGCCUGUGUUGCGUCUCCUAGCAGCAGUGUUCGGCCUGCCGUGUUUGAACCGUUGAUAACCAAAGAAACAAAUCGUGCUCAUCCCGGCCUACUGCGUACCUAGUCCGAUCACAUCAAAAAAGCCAUUGUGGUGGAAGGUCAGUGAAGAAAAGAAACAUACACACACACAUCAUGUGCAGCAAAUCGGCAGCGAUAAUUCUUCUAGCGGGAGCAAUUUGUUUCACGCUGAUGCCAACAUUGACACGGGCAGCUGAGUUUGGAAACUGCGCCAACGAAACGGCCAUCGGGCGGUACAGUUUGGUAGAGGUGUCGAACUGUGCCGAAAGCGAUGCGUCCUGCGUUUUGAAGCGCAACUCGAAUGCUACCAUUUCCAUCACCUUCACUAGCGCCGAAGACUUAUCGGAGCUGAAGGCGGUCGUGCACGGUAUCAUUCUCGGCAUGGAGGUGCCGUUCAAGCUACCCAAUGAUGAUGGCUGCAAGGAUAGUGGACUCGAAUGUCCGCUCACGAAGGAUACCAGCUAUCGGUACAGCACCACACUGCCUGUGUUGAAGCAGUAUCCAAAGGUAUCGGUUGAGGUGAAGUGGGAGCUUAAGGCAGGUGACAAGGAUGUGCUUUGCGUACUGAUACCGGCCAAAAUACAGUAAUCAUAGCACGCGGUACAAUUUCACAGCCAGAACAACAAAACAAUGCUCUCAGUCAGUACUACCCAGCAGCCGUGUCUUCUUUGCGAAGAGAAGGUCAAACACGUGCUUUCCUGCGCUUGUGCGCCAUACCUAUACCGCGCGAUAGAAGUAUAACUCCCGGGUCGACCAGAUGCAGCGGUGGGCGUCAACAAGAUCAUCAGACGGUAUCCGCAGUAGGAGAAGAUACGGGACCAAUCAAUCCGUAAAUGGUUUCAUUCUUCCGAAAAAGAAACACCAGCAGCAGCAGCAGACCACCAGCAGAAACCGGAUGGUGUGUGUCGGUCGCCCACCAUCGUGACAUACGAGAGGUGCUAGUGGCAUUGCUUAAUCCGUUAAUUAGAUUACAAUUGAACGUACAGUCAAUCUAAUAAAAAUCUACCAACUUACCCCCGGUGUU
Anopheles moucheti is the source of this 1259-nucleotide messenger RNA. RefSeq names its product NPC intracellular cholesterol transporter 2 homolog a (gene Npc2a). Gene Ontology annotation, biological process: intracellular cholesterol transport. The coding region runs from base 350 to 823 and encodes 157 amino acids. The transcript has 4 exons. Lineage: Eukaryota; Metazoa; Arthropoda; Insecta; Diptera; Culicidae. The record is from RefSeq and is a predicted model, not a curated record. Gene Ontology annotation, molecular function: sterol binding.